Molecule: messenger RNA, 5250 nt
Organism: Schistocerca cancellata (South American locust)
Lineage: Eukaryota; Metazoa; Arthropoda; Insecta; Orthoptera; Acrididae
Exons: 30
Coding region: 7-5250 (1747 amino acids)
Biological process (GO): carbohydrate metabolic process
Source: RefSeq, a predicted model, not a curated record
CCCGCCAUGGCCGCCCCCAGCACCGCGCUCCUCUUCCUCCUGCUGGCGGCCGCUGCCGCGUCGGCGGCGGCGCAGCAGCUGGCGUGGUGGCAGUCCGGCGUCGUCUACCAGAUCUACCCCAAGUCCUUCAAGGACAGCGACGGCGACGGAGUCGGCGACCUCAACGGUAUCAUCGAGAAGCUCGAAUACCUCAAGAACCUCGGCGUGGCAGCGAUAUGGCUGUCCCCUAUCUACAAAUCGCCCAUGGCGGACAACGGCUACGACAUCGCAGAUUUCAGAGAGAUAGACCCAAUGUUCGGUACUAUGGAAGACUUCGACAGAUUACUGGAUGAGGCUCACAGCAGAGGUAUCAAAGUGAUUCUAGACUUCGUUCCGAACCACACCAGUGACGAGCACGAGUGGUUCGUAGCUUCGAGCAAUCCAACACACGAGAACCACGAAAUCUACAAAGACUAUUACGUGUGGCUUGAUGGCAAGGACAACGGAUCGGUGCCAAAUAACUGGAAAAAUAUGUUCGACGGGGGAAGCGCUUGGAAAUGGAGCCCGACGAGAAAUAUGUACUACUUGCACCAGUUCCACGAGAAGCAGCCAGACCUGGACUACAGGAACCCAAAUGUCCUCAGCGCCAUGCAGGGGGAGAUGAAGUUCUGGCUGGACAAGGGGGUGGACGGUUUCCGCAUGGACGCUGUGAUGUGUCUGGUGGAGGCUGAGGGUUUCCCUGACGCCGUGGAGGGCCAACCUACACCCAUGCAGCACCAGGACGAGACGUACGUCGUCAUACAGGAAUUCAGGAAACUCAUGGACAAUUACACAAACACGGUGAUGAUGACUGAGGCGUACGGCACUGUGGAGCAGGUUGUGGGUUACUAUGGCAACACCACAAAUCCUGGGGCGCACUUCUCCUUCAACUUCCUGCUCAUCACCGACCUCAACAGCAGAUCCACCGCAGAAGACUUCGUCAACGUAAUCGGAAACUGGAUCGACGUGAUCAACACACGGGAGCUCUGGUCCAACUGGGUGAUCGGCAACCACGACCAGCACCGCGUGGCCAGCCGGUACAGCCCAGAGCUGGUGGACGGAAUGAACAUGCUGGUGACGCUCCUGCCGGGAACAGCCGUCACCUACAAUGGAGAGGAGAUCGGCAUGGAGGACAACUACAACAUGACGUGCGAGGUGGCGCACGACCCUCAAGGCUGCCACGAUAACGUCACUCUCGGGAACUCCAGAGACCCAGAGAGGACGCCCUUCCAGUGGGAUAACACUGCAAACGCUGGCUUCAGCAACACCACUGACGCGACUUGGCUGCCCGUCAACGAGAACUACGAGACUCUGAACGCCGCGGCCCAGGAGGCGGACGACCGCAGCCACCUCAAGACGUACCGCCAGCUGGUGCAGCUGCGCGCCGACCCAGCCGUCCAGACCGGCGACACAAAGGUCAACAGCUCGGGCAACGUGCUUGCCUUCUACAGGUCAGUGAACGACAUGGCAUCUGUAGUUGUGCUGGUGAACGUGGGAACUGAGGAGGAAACCGUGGACUUGGUAGACACGCUGCCUAUCGUUACCGAGGAAGACGUACUGGAAGUGUACGCCAGAAGCCUUGAGUCCCUAAAGGAAGAAGGGGAGGUGCUGGAGGCGAGGGAAGUGUCACUGUCGGGGCAGGAGGCGGUGGUGCUGCGCCGCAAGCAAGAGCAAACUGGCGCCGCCUCCAGACCGCUUUCUGCAGCGGCGGUGCUGCUCACAGUCGCGGCUCUGCUGUGGGCUCGAGUGCAGGUAGGCUACUACGAACAGCAUAGUGAACGCAUUAUUGUGGGCGAGAUAGACACGAAGCCCACUCCUACUACAAUAGUACAAGUUUAUAUGCCAACUAGCUCUGCAGAUGAUGAAGAAAUUGAUGAAAUGGAAGCAACCGCGCCUGUCCUAACUGAACGACACGCUAUGAGGAUGUCGCAUCUCUCUCUGGUCGCAGUUCUGCUGGCUGUUACCAGUCCAGUGCUGUGUCUCGAGUGGUGGAAAACCGCAAUAAUCUACCAGAUAUACCCCAAGUCUUUCAAGGAUUCUGAUGGCGAUGGCGUCGGCGACCUUCGUGGUAUAAUCGAGAAACUGGACUACCUGAGAGAUCUUGGAGUGUCAGCGAUAUGGAUGUCUCCUAUCUUCAGGUCGCCGAUGGCUGACAAUGGUUACGACAUUUCAGAUUUCAGGGACAUCGAUCCUACUUUUGGGACCAUGGCUGACUUCGACGAACUUCUGGCAACAGCACACAACAAAAGCAUCAGAGUAAUUCUCGACUUCGUGCCCAACCACAGCAGUGAUGAACACGAAUGGUUCAUUGCUUCCAGUGAUCCUACGCACGAAAAUUAUACGAAGUAUAAGGACUACUACGUAUGGGUGAAUGGGACUUACGGUACGCCGCCGAACAACUGGCCCGGUGGCUUCAACGAGCCCUCUGCCUGGGAGUGGAUCGAGGCCCGCCAGCAGUAUUACCUGCACCAGUUCCUCCACAAGCAGCCCGACCUCAACUACAGAAACCCUGUCGUUCUGGAAGAGAUGAAGAAUGUUUUGAGGUUCUGGUUGGAUAAAGGAGUUGAUGGCUUUCGUAUGGACGCCGUUAGCUGCAUUGUGGAAGCAGAAGGCUUCCCAGAUAUUGUUGACGGCCAACCUAACCCCAUGCAGCAUCAACCGGAAACAUACGCAGUAAUCGAGGAAUUCCGCACCGUGUUGGAUGAAUACCAAGAAAAGGUGAUGAUGACGGAGGCGUACGGAUCGCUGGACCAGGUGCUGGGUUACUACGGCAACGCCACCAACCCUGGCGCGCAUUUCUCCUUCAACUUCCUGCUCAUCACCGACCUCAACGGUGACUCCAGCGCAGAGGACUUCGUCCGCAUUGUCGGCGACUGGAUCAACGUCGUCAAUGAAAACGGAGUUUGGUCCAACUGGGUGAUCGGCAACCACGACCAGCACCGCGUGGCCAGCCGGUACAGCCCAGAGAUGGUGGACGGGAUGAACAUGCUGGUGACGUUGCUGCCGGGAACCGCCGUCACCUACAAUGGAGAGGAGAUCGGUAUGGAGGACAACUACAACAUGACGUGCGAGGUGGCUCAGGACCCGCAAGGCUGCGCAGAUAACGUCACGCUGGGAAGUUCCAGGGACCCACAGAGGACGCCGUUCCAGUGGGACGACUCCAAGAAUGCAGGCUUCAGCACGGCGGACGUGACGUGGCUGCCCGUGAACCCCAACUACCCGACACUGAACGCCGCACUCCAGGACUCGGUGGACGGCCGCAGCCACAUCAAGACGUACCGCCUGCUGGCGCAGCUGCGGCUGGACGAGUCCCUCCACAACAGCAACGCCACCGUCACCAGCACGGGAAGCGUCUUCCUCUUCAGCAGGGGGCAGACACAGAACGACGCUACAGUUGUGGCGAUGAACGUGGGGUCUGAGGAAGAGACGGUGGACAUCAUUGCGUCUCUGCCUAACGUCGACCUACCUACAACUCUCGUGGUGUACGCGUCCAGUGUAAACAGCGAAUUGGAUGAAGGGAUGUCGCAUCUCUCGCUGAUCGUAGUUGUGCUCGCUGUCGCCUGCCCAGUGCUGUGUCUCGAAUGGUGGAAGACCGCAAUAAUCUACCAGAUAUACCCCAAGUCUUUCAAGGAUUCUGAUGGCGAUGGUAUCGGCGACCUUCGUGGUAUAAUCGAGAAGCUAGACUACCUGAAUGAUCUUGGAGUGUCGGCGAUAUGGAUAUCUCCUAUCUUCAGGUCUCCGAUGGCUGACAACGGCUACGACAUCUCGGAUUACAGGGACAUCGAUCCAAUUUUCGGAACUAUGGAGGACUUCGACGAACUUCUGGAAACAGCGCACAGCAAAGGCAUCAGAGUACUCCUCGACUACGUGCCCAACCAUACUAGCGACGAGCACGAAUGGUUUAUCGCUUCCAGCGACCCUACGCACGAAAACUUCACGAGGUAUAAGGACUACUACGUAUGGGUGAACGGGACUGAAGAUUCGCUGCCAAAUAACUGGCCCGGUGGUUUCAACGAGCCUUCUGCAUGGCAGUGGAACCAGGCCCGCCAGCAAUACUACCUGCACCAGUUUCACUACAAGCAACCCGAUCUGAACUACAGGAACCCUGUAGUUUUGGAGGAGAUGAAGAAUGUUUUGAGGUUCUGGUUGGAUAAAGGAGUGGAUGGCUUUCGUAUGGAUGCCGUUAUCUGCCUUGUGGAAGCGGAAGGUUUCCCAAAUAUUACAAACGGCGAACCUAACCCCAUGGUGCAUCAACCGGAAACAUACGCGGUGGUCGAGGAAUUCCGCACAGUGCUGGACGAGUACGAAGAAAAGGUGAUGGUGACGGAAGCGGGAGGAACGCUGGAUGAGGUGCUGGGUUACUAUGGCAACGCCAGCAACCCCGGUGCGCACUUGUCCUUCAACUUCCUCCUCAUCACCGACCUCAACGGUCGUUCCACGGCAGAGGAGUUCGUCCGCGUCGUCAGUGAAUGGAACGAUAUUGUCAAUGAACGUGGUAUCUGGUCCAACUGGGUGCUUGGCAAUCACGACCAGCACCGAGUGGCCAACCGCUACAGCCCAGAGCUGGUGGACGGGAUGAACAUGCUGGUGACGCUGCUGCCGGGAACCGCCGUCACCUACAAUGGAGAGGAGAUCGGCAUGGAGGACAACUACAACAUGACGUGCGAGGUGGCUCAGGACCCACAGGGCUGCGCAGAUAACGUCACACUGGGAAAUUCCAGGGACCCAGAAAGGACGCCAUUCCAGUGGGAUGACUCUAAGAAUGCAGGCUUCAGCACGGCGGACGAGACGUGGCUGCCCGUCAAUCCCAACUACCUGACUCUGAAUGCGGCGCGGCAGGAAUCCGCGGCUGGCCGCAGCCACCUCAAGACGUACCGCCUGCUGGCACAACUACGGCGAGAUGACGAGUCCAUCCACUACAGAAAUGUCUCCGUCGCCAGCACCGGCAGUGUCUUCCUCUUCAGCAGGUCACAGAACGGCACUGCCACGACAGUCGUGGCGCUGAACGUAGGGUCUGAGGAGGAGACUGUGGACAUCAUUGAGUCAAUGGCGGACGUCGACCUACCUAUAAUUCUCAGUGUGUACGCGUCCAGCGUCAACAGCGAACUGGAUGAAGGGCGGCUGGUGAACGCACGCGCACUGCGACUGCCCAGCCAGCAGGCGGUGGUGCUGAGGCCUGCGUAUGAAAGGACUGGCCGGUCUGUGACACCUCGGCGGCGCUGCUGCAGUUAG